AUGGCUGACAACCUGGCAGCUCUCUCCCAGCUUCUUGAAGCAAGCUUAGAUCCAAGACAGUACAAGCAAGCUGAAGCUACGCUGCGUCAAGAGGAGACAAAGCCCGGCUUUUCCAUCCUUCUCCUUCAAAUUACCGCUUCCUCUUCCACUCCAUACAACACCCGUCUAGCGAGCGCAUUAUGCUUUAAGAACUUUAUCAAGCGCAAUUGGACAGAUGAGGAUGGGAAUUAUAAGUUGCCGCUCGACGAGGUAGCCACCAUCAAGCGGGAGUUGAUAAGCCUGAUGAUAUCCGUCCCCGCGGGAAUCCAGACUCAAUUGGGCGAGGCUGUAAGCGUAAUAGCUGACAGUGACUUUUGGGAAAGAUGGGAUACCCUUGUUGAUGAUCUUGUUUCUAAAUUCUCGCCUGACAACACCAUUGUGAACAUCGGUGUUCUACAGGUGGCACACUCCAUUUUCAAAAGAUGGCGGCCUCUAUUCCGGUCAGACGACUUAUACACGGAGAUCAACCAUGUUCUGCAGAAGUUUGGGAAUCCAUAUCUGUCUCUUCUUGAGUCCCUUGAUACCUUCCUUGAACAGAACAAAUCCAAAAAGGAACAACUUACGCAGGGUUUCACUCAACUCAAUUUGAUGAUAAAGUUGCUAUACGACCUCUCCUCGCAUGAUUUACCCCCAAUGUUCGAGGAUCACCUACAAGCUAUCGCAGCCGUUCUUUUAAAGUAUCUGAUGUACGACAAUGCGCUGCUCUAUACAGACGACGAAUCGGAGUCGGGACAACUAGAAUUCGUGAAGGCCGGCAUCUUUGAGAUUCUGACUCUCUAUGUACAGAAGUAUAUUGAUGUCUUUGGAACCCAUGUUCAGCAGUUCAUUGGGAGUUCCUGGAACCUUCUGACUACAAUUGGACAGGACACGAAAUACGAUAUACUCGUCUCCAGGGCUCUACAGUUUCUCACUUCAAUUGCGCGGAUACCAGAGUAUGCUGUCGCAUUCCAAGAUGAGGGUACCCUGAGUCAAAUUACUGAAAAGGUAAUCCUUCCCAAUAUCAGCUUGCGCGAAUCGGAUAUUGAGAUGUUUGAAGAUGAGCCAAUUGAAUUCAUUCGGAGAGAUCUUGAGGGCUCAGAUAGCGAUACAAGGAGACGAGCUGCAACAGACUUCUUGCGACAUCUACUGGAAAUAUUUGAGCAAUCUGUCACAAAAGUCGUCACCCAGUAUUCUGACCAUUACCUGGCAGAAUACAGCAAAAACCCAUCAGAACACUGGAAAUCAAAGGAUACUGCUGUCUAUUUAUUUUCAGCUAUUGCGGCUAAAGGCGUUGCCACUGCGAUCCAUGGCGUCACCAGCACUAACAGCCUAGUGAAUAUAACGGAUUUCUUCCAAAAACACUUGGCAUCCGAUCUCGUUAUGGAGAGUGGCGUGCAUCCAAUUCUCAAAGUGGAUGCCGUCAAGUAUCUUUACGCAUUCCGGAGUCUGAUAACGAAAGAGCAGUGGCAAGAGGUUUUGCCGCUAUUGGUAAAACACCUCGGUGCGUCCGAAUACGUUGUGUACACUUACGCGGCUGUAGCGCUGGAGAGGAUCCUGUUCCUGACAGACGGCGUGGGGAAACCUGUGAUCCCACCCAGCUCCAUUACUCCAUUGGCUGGAGAUCUUCUCGAGCACAUCUUCCGAUUAAUAGAGAAAGACCCGGCCCCGCCAAAGGUCCAAGAAAACGAAUUCCUGAUGAGAUGUGUCAUGAGAGUGCUCAUCGUUAUCAAGGACGCUGUUGUUCCGCUCACUGACAGUGUUUUGCGCCAUUUUAUCACAAUUACCCAGAUUAUCAGCACGAACCCAAGUAACCCUAGAUUUUAUUAUUACCACUUUGAAGCCCUAGGUGCUCUGAUCAGAUUUGCUGCUCCUUCACAGCCAGCGAAGCUUGAGGAGACACUCUAUCCACCCUUUGUCGCUGUCCUGCAGAGUGACGUCCAGGAGUUCGCUCCGUAUGUAUUUCAGCUGCUCGCGGCGUUACUCGAGGCCAAUCCAUUCGGAACUCUUCCAGAAUACUAUCAAAACCUAAUCGCCCCGAUCAUUGCGCCCGCCAUGUGGGAGUCCAAGGGCAAUGUUCCGGCCCUCGUCCGCCUCCUGUCAUCUAUUAUCACCCGUGGAGAACAGUCGAUCAGGACAAAUAAUCAAAUAGAACCGAUUCUGGGUAUAUUUCAGAAGCUCGUCUCUUCCAAAGCAAGCGAGAGCUAUGGCUUUGAUCUUCUAGAGAGUGUCAUUGCUACUUUCCCUUCGUCCGUGCUGGAACAAUACUUCGUCCCCAUAAUCCGAAUCAUCCUCACCCGUCUUCAACACUCCAAGACAGAAAACUUCUGUCUCCGAUUUGUUCGAUUUUACCACUUCAUUUCUGCUAAUGACGCCAAAGGCUACAGCGCGGAUUUCUUCAUACAAGUAACAGAAAACGUACAAUCUGGCGUUUUCACCCCAAUCUACCUCAAUAUAAUCCUCCCCGAAACCCAAAAACUCGCCCGCCCUCUCGACCGCAAAACAGCCGUAAUCUCCUUCACAAAAACGCUCGCCAACUCCGAAGCAUUCGCCACCCGCUACAAGAAGGGAUGGGCAUUCACCUGUGAAGCCCUACUAACCCUCCUCGGCCAGUCACCCCUCCCUGCAACAAAUGGUGACAUCAUUGCGGAAAACGACGUUGAGGAUAUGGCGUUUGGCGUCGGUUUUACGCAACUGAACACCAUCCGGCCGACGCCCAGGGAUCUCCGGCCGGAUAUUGGAUCGCAGUAUAAUGUCUGGGUUGGGUCGUAUUUGAAGGAGACGGAUAAGAAGCAUGGUGGGAGGAUUUCGGCAUUUGCAGAGGAGAGGCUUAGUCCUGAGGCGAAGGUCGGGUUGGAGGCGUUGCUUAGUGGGUGA
Paracoccidioides lutzii Pb01 is the source of this 2892-nucleotide messenger RNA. RefSeq names its product importin alpha re-exporter. Gene Ontology annotation, cellular component: cytosol; nuclear envelope. The transcript has 8 exons. The record is from RefSeq and is a predicted model, not a curated record. Gene Ontology annotation, molecular function: nuclear export signal receptor activity; small GTPase binding. The coding region runs from base 1 to 2892 and encodes 963 amino acids. Gene Ontology annotation, biological process: protein export from nucleus; protein import into nucleus.